Magallana angulata is the source of this 956-nucleotide messenger RNA. RefSeq names its product putative nuclease HARBI1. The transcript is spliced from 2 exons. The record is from RefSeq and is a predicted model, not a curated record. The coding region runs from base 1 to 879 and encodes 292 amino acids. Lineage: Eukaryota; Metazoa; Mollusca; Bivalvia; Ostreida; Ostreidae.
AUGGCUGUCGCCUAUUACAACUACAUAAAAAGAAGAAACCCAAACCUACACCGCGAGCGCAUAUUUCGAGAUAUCGACAACCCGCUUGAUUACCUAGAUGACACAGAUAUCAUCUGUAAGUACAGACUGCCCCGUAAUAUUAUAAUAGACCUUUGUGGACGCUUCAAUCGUGACCUGAGACGACCUACAUUGAGGUCACGCCCACUGCCCGUAUCGCUCCAAGUGAUGAAUGCCUACCCAAAACGACUCGCAGGCUUCCCAAAUGUCAUAGGUGCAAUCGAUGGGACCCAUAUUAGAAUAAAAUCACCAUCUCUUGAUGAACACUUGUAUGUAAAUAGAAAAAACUACCAUUCCAUUAAUGUGCAGGCUGUGUGUGAUUCAAAGCUUAGAUUCGUGAACAUUGUAGCAAAAUGGCCAGGCAGCACAAACGACUCUUUCAUUCUAGAAAACAGUGCGUUGAAAGAUAUGUUUGAGAGGGGUGCAAUUCCUGAGGGGUGGCUCCUUGGGGACAGUGGCUAUCCCCUGCGGCCUUGGCUGCUCACUCCAGUGCUGAACCCAACAACCAGACCGGAGGAGAGAUACAACGCGUCUCACAUCAGGACAAGGAUUACCGUGGAACGCAGCUUCGGAGUCCUAAAAUCAAGAUUUAGGUGCCUCGACACAAGUGGAGGAUCUCUCUUUUAUUCACCCACGAAGGCAUGCAGAGUUACGGUGGCUGUUGCAGUUCUGCACAACAUGUGUAUUAACAAUGGAGUCCCCAUUCCGGCGGACUGUGUCGAUGCCCGUGACAGAGGACGAAAUGGGCGCCCCCAGUACAUUGGUCCCAUCAAUGACGGAGUGACAGUGAGAAACAGACUCAUCAACAGACGAUUUGCUUAAAUUUGUACAUUAUCUAUUUUAUCAUAUUGAUAUAUGUUUUUAAUACGCCAUUAUGCAUAAAUACAUGUAUAAUAAAA